UCAUUCUUGUCAACAAAUUUUAUUGUGGCAACAUUCAAUAAACGAUGUUUCGUGCCGCUCGCAUUGUCUUGUGAUUUUUCUCCUUGUUUAUAAUUUUCACGAAAAUAACGGAAAAUGAAACAUAACUGUAAAGUUUCAUGUUAGACAAUAAGUAAAUAUUAGUACGUAAUUUAUUUUGCCGUGACCUCUUAAGCUGUAAUUUUUCCUAAGCUGUUUAUCAUGUGUGGCGAAUGUGUCAAGAUUAGAAAGAAACAUACUUUUGCAUUGUAAUACGGAUAAAUAGCGGAGCCGCUACAAAAUGGAGCACUCGGACCUGGUGUCUGAGAUGGCUCAGGUGGAGCACCUCACCACACAGGAGAGGCUCCAUCUAGCAAGGAGGCGUCGCAUGCAGCAGCUCAAACUAUGGCAGCAGCGAGAGAAGGAAUGGGCGCGGUCGCGAGCCAAGCGAGAGAAGAGCACCAAGCGGAACAUCUACUUCAGCGACAGCGUCAUGCUUCUAGAGGCCGCUGCUAGAAACGACAUUGACGAAGUUCGCCGGCUGCUUUCCCGCGGGGUAACCCCAGACGCGACCAACGAGGACGGCCUCACAGCUCUUCAUCAAUGCUGCAUCGACAACAACGAAUCUAUGAUGCGCCUCCUCCUCGACAACGGCGCCAACGUAAACGCCGAAGACAGCGAGAAGUGGACACCCUUACACGCGGCAGCCACCUGCGGGAACCUCAACCUAGUCAGAAUCCUAAUUCAACGAGGAGCCAAUUUAUUAGCGGUUAAUGGGGACGGGAACAUGCCUUAUGAUAUAUGCGAGGAGGAGAGAACGCUGGAUGCGAUAGAGAGCGCGAUGGCGGAGCGAGGAGUAACGCAAAGGUUGAUAGAUGAAACGAGAGCGGCCACGGAGAUGAAGAUGUUGAUGGAGGUUGCUGAGCUCGCUAAGGAGGGAGUGGAUUUGGAUGAGCCGAGAGACAACCAAGGGGCUACGCUGCUCCACAUAGCAUCAGCAAAUGGGUACCUGAAAGUGGUGGAGUUUCUAUUGGAGCACCGCGCGGCCACCGACGUGGUGGACCACGACACGUGGCGGCCUGUACAUGCGGCCGCCUGCUGGGGACAUUUGGAGGUGCUGGAAAUGUUAGUGCAAUAUGGAGCUGAUCUCAAUGUCAGAAAUAAACACGACGAGACGCCUGCAGACAUCUGCGAGGAGGGCGAGAUGCGCCUGCGCAUAGUGCGGCUGGCCGCCGAGCAGGAGGAGCACCGCCGCCGCGCGCACCCGCCCGAGCGCCGCGCCGGCGCACGCCGCUCCUCCUCCACCGCCAGCAGCAGCCGUGUCCGGUCCGUCCGACGCACGUCUCUACGGGAAAAGCAAAUGGCGGCCAAGGCGGACGCGCGCGGCGAGGCGCGCCUGAGGGAGACCUUCGACUCCGUCGUCGACGACGACAUGCAGGGCUUAUCGAACGGCGUGGAAAAUGAUCAGAAUACUGCUAAUAUACCUCCCAGCGACCUCACACACAAGCGUCUCUCCACCGGGUCCACCAUGUCCAACCAAAGCGCCGACUCCGGCAACGUAGACUAUGCCCCCAAACACCAGUACCUGCCCCACAGAGAGGAGGACAAAACCUUUACGCAACCCAAAAUAACCAACCCCCUAUUCGGCGUCAACGCCGCCUCACACUACGCCCCCCAACCGGUCCUAGAAGAAGAGCCCAAGCAUUACGAAAGACAACUACCCAACGGCAUCCGUAAAGCCCCCGAAGGCCAAGACAACGAUGCCCUCAAAAACGAGGACGCAAUUGACGGUAGGAAAGACCUAGUAGUGAGCCCGAACCAAAUCGCCCUCACAGAGGGCGCUGCCACCUACACCACAGAUAAUAAUGGUAAAAUCAAUGUUCAUGUCACCGUCAUGAUUAACGCAGGCACCCUCGCCGACUUGAAGAAGCAGCGAUCACAGAUAAGAACAAAUGGUAGCCCAGUGGAGAACAGUCUAACAUCAACGAACAACCAUAGUAUAACUUCAUUACCGGAGGGCGUAGGCCAGGAGGCGAUGCCAGUCCAGCUCAACCCACUCACGCUGUCCCCAAGUGCUGGCACCGUACCGCGCUUCUCGGGACACACGAGCGACGUAGUCGGGGACACGCGGUCGCGCAGGUGCUGUAUCAUUAUGUAGACUAUGGGAAAGUGCGGUGUAAAUGUCUGAUUGAUCAUUCCAAAAAUAAUUUGGGAAUUUAUUUUAAUUGUCGAUCAAAUUGGGGCGGUUCGAGAACUUACUGACGUGUUGAUAGGGUAUUUUUGCAAUAUAUCACUAUUAAGUUACAAAGUGGAUGAAUAUUUGGUUUUCUAACUUAUAAAUGGGUUGAUGAUGGUAGUUAUGCUCUUCCGUGAGCCAUCAUCAGGCUUAAAAUACUUUCUUAUAGAAAUGUUAUAAUAAAUACUCCUGUGGGCUUUUGUUUAUGCUUAGUGAGUAAAAGUAAAUCAUGUUAUGGGUGUCGGAGAUGUAACCAUACCAACAAGGGACAGAAAAAAUGUAUUGACCCAACUAAAAAGUUACUUCUUGUAAGAAUGGCCAAUAACAUUAAGGUUGUGUAUAUUCUGAAUUAAUUAUGUAAGAGAUAGUACUUCAAAGAGUCCUAGGCCGCCUAACAAUCCCAUUUGAGAUCAGGGCUCGAUUUUAUAAAGCUACUAAUUACAAUUAGUGUGAUUUGUACUGUAUAAAAUGGGGUCCAGACGUAUGCCGGUGGAAUUGCCAUUGCAGCUCACAGCUACGGCUUGCCAAUGUGCUAAGAUCAUUGUGAUAGUUGCACGAGCUCAACAGUUAUUGUACCUAGAGGUAAGAUGGUUGCUAAUAUUUUAGUAAACUCUUUCUAUAUCCCAGAUAUUAAAAUGACUUCUAGUGUGUUUUUUUAAUAGAACCGUGUUGAAAUUGAUCACCGCAAAACGCGUGUAAACGUCAUUACUAAAUUAGAUCUACUACUAAUAAUUACUUUUUAAAAUUACUUUGUAAUAUCUGGGUUAUAGAAAUAGAGAUAAGUUGUAACAGAUUCCUAUACGUAAGAGUUAUCUUUUAGAUCCGAUGAACGUAUUUUAAAGCGUCAUCUUCGCCUUAGCAUUUUCCUAGUUAACAUUCCUUUAUUUAAUUAACUUAUUCGUAUUUGAAAACAUUAUAUGUGUAGACAAAGUAUUGUGAUUGGAAAUUGAGUACUUAAAAUAUUUUAAACGCAUAUUGUAUUAUAUAUAGAUUAUAUUUUUAAGAGUAUUUUGUACAACAUUGCAUUAUUAACAAAAGUAUCAAUCAGUAUUUUAUUCUACACUACGUAUUCCAUUAUAGAACCUAAUUGCAAUAUAUGAAGUGCCUCCCGGUUCAGUUGUAAAGCAAAUUAUAUAAAAUUGACAUAAUAAUAUUAAUAACUUAUUUUUUUAAUAUGUAAGAAAUUGAUAUUUAUGUAGCUUGGUAUGUAUAAGUAAUUUAUUAAUAAUUAAAAUGUUUCAGAAGACCUAUUGGAACAUAAUACCGUGAAUAUGCAUUUAAAACAAGAUAUUUACUAUGACAUUUUGUUCCUGAGAUUCGAUCGCUUCUUGUACAAAAAAGUAUUUGUUACGUGGACCAGUGCUGGCAAUAAACCCAUUGAUGUAUUGAUACUUAAUCUACAUAUACAACAUAAAUAACAUAAGCUAUAUAUUGAUUUAGAUCAAACUGGAAUAAGGUAUACAUUGAGAGGCAAAAUACAUAAUAAAUUACGAGCUUAAUACUACCUAUACUGGUUAAGUUAGCUAAUUGAUAAACUAAUAAACUUUAUUUAUUAUGUAAUUAGCCCUUUUUUACUAUUUUGAUAUUUAUUCCUUUUAUCGUCAACCUUAUUCUGGCAUGAUCCCAUCAAAGCAUUACAAAAUGAUGACUGUCUGAAUUCAGUUUUGAAUUUAACAAGAGAUUUAUUGUAAUCUUGAAAAUAAGCUAAUCAUUGCUAGGUAUAAAUAUCUUGUAGAAUCGUAUGACAAAUAUACACUCCAUCGCUUUUCGAUAAAAACCAUUGAUUACAACAUGAUAAUAAUAUCUCACAUGACUGGUAAAAAUGAACUUAAUGCUAAUAAAUCGUAAUUUAAAAACAUUCCAAAUGACUUUUCGCAUUUGAGUUUUGAAUUACUUUAAGACAGUUGUUAUGUAGUAUUGUCAUUACUGAUUAGGUACUUAAUGUUUGGGCGUAUGAGCAAACUAUGUUAACAAUUUAAAUUUAUUAAAUGUUACCUUUUGAUAAAUUACUUCUUAAGAAUUGGUUUACAACAUGAUCAAAGUAAAAUGUAACUCAUAUAGAGAUAUACUCGACGAUUGUCUACACGGAUAAACAUGCUUAAAAACAAAAUAGAUAAAUGUUUCGUACAGUCAGUCAGCUUGACAGUUUUUUUUCUUUUUUUUUCUUUUUUUGAUGCAAAAAAAUUACACAGCAUUACAGCGAACUAAUACACUGUGAAAUUUAAAACAAACAGUAUCAUACAGACUAGGUAUAUUAUACGGUCUUAAGUAGAGGACAAACAGUAGGUACAAAUGCAAAAAUGAAAAACUAAUACAAAACAGUUGAGGAUUUCAGGUCAUGCUAUACCUCCAUAAUGUAUGACACGUUUUUCUUUUGGCUCCUAGGUUUGUUUCGUGCGCCCCAUGAUUAUUAUAAACUCGUCCGGCGCUUUUAACUGUUCAGAGCGAUAUCCGAACUUAGCUCAAAAACGUCGAGCAUAUAUCUACAUGAAGACGUAGUAAAUUUAAAUUGCCCAUCCACUAAUGAGAUUAAACAGCUGACUGUUGAUAGAGUGAGGGGGCCACAGCGCGUUUAGUUUAACAUCCGCACGUUACGACAACGUUUGAGCACGACCCCAGUAGAACUUGUAGAACAAAACCCCCGGUUGUAAGACUUUGGUCUCCCAUUGACGUAGGUACACUGCGUAAAAGGACUCGUUAUAUAUGUAGAACCUUGUAUCAUUUAUUGCUAUACGCAGAGCAUGGUUAGCGGAAGACCGAAGCCUAAAACCUUUAGCGGCACUAAAUAUAGGUAGGUAUAUUAAAAGUUCUCCACUUCAUGAAUAUGACAACGUUGUACGUGACGUUUGGAUUGUAAGUGAAUGCCUUUUCUUGUUCAUUUAUUGCUAAAUACUCUAUGUGUGCCAAUGUUUUCUUAUUCGUCGUAGUCGCGAUCAAAACUUAAAUAGUUUGCAUUUUAACUUUUUAAAGGACAACUCGUAUUAUCUAUUUAGAUCAUUGUAGUUUAUGUAUUUUUAAUUUUUUUCGCCUGAUAUUAUUCAGUGUUCAAGGUCUGUGGUAUUCUUGUUAGAUUUUAAUGGCAGCUUGAUCCAUUAAGUAGAAAGUUUUUAGAUUUAUAAACUGUAUUUUAAAUAUAAACGCGCCUUAAAGCACGAAUAGUCACAGUAAGUGCACAUGAAAAUAAUUGUCCCGAAGGAUUCCCCAAAAUGUACGGAUUAUACCGCAACUACAGUGAGUAUUAAGUGAGUUUAAUCGGUUUAUAUGAUAAUGUUCUUAUUAUAUUAUUAUGAAUGUCACGUGGGUUUCAUUAGGUCCCAUCCAGUAGUAAUUCAUUCGUCCAUAUCUUAGUCACUAGUGUAAACAAGUAAUGUAGAUGAUUUUUAUCUUUAGUACUUAGAAAACUAUUGUUAUUAACACUCUUUCGGAACGUGUUAACUUAGAAUAAUAUUGCGCAUAAAACAUUUUGAAGAUUAAAAAUAUGUUGGGCUUAUAUAAAUUUAUGAAAGCCCCAAAUAUAUUUCAUAGUAAUGGUCCCAAAAAUAUACUUAUAUAUGAAAAUGAUACACAAUUGUCUUAAGCAAUACAGAAUGGCCUUAAAGAGAGAUAUACUGUAUAAGCACAAUUUACAUUUCGGUUGUUUUUCUUCAUAACAGUAUUAUUUUAUGAAUGCAUUUUACAUAUUUACCUACCUGCACAUACUGCGUUUUUGUGGUAUUGCUAUUGUAUUUUAUAAAAAUAUUAAAACCAGAAAUAGUAUAAAAAUAAAUUGAACAGUUUACGUUUUAAAUUGUAAUUCAGCGUAAUCACUAAUCAGAUUUACAAACGAGGUAAUGUGAAAUAAUUGAAAAAGAGUAGAGGUGAAUUUAUCUGUUAUAUCACUAGUAUAAUUAUAGUCCCACUGAUAAGGUCUAAAUUUGUGUUGUAAAUUAUAAAUAUAUUUGUAUAUAAUGAUUAUGUGACCGUUGAUACCAGUGCCUCCAGUCAGUACUAUUAGAUGCGUACUUAAAUUAUCAAAGUACUUAUAUUGUAGUAAUUUCUGCAAAAUUUCUUAGGGAUAUUUAAAAUAAAUUUCAGAACAUUGUAUUUAUAGUUGGUCAAGCAAAUCUUGUCAGUAGAAAAAGGCCCGAAAUUCAAAUUUUCUAUGGGACGAUAUCCCUUGGCGCCUACAUUUUUUUAAAUUUGCCGCCUUUUUCUACUGACAAGAUUUGCUUGACGUAUUUAUUGUAAGUGCUAAACCUUUAUCGAGGAAUGACGUCACAACUCUUGUGUCAAAAUAAGUGUUCUUUUACAUUGGAUGCCUAUUUUUUUGUGAAAAUAGUCAUCACAUUUCGAAUGGUUUUCUAGUGUUUUUUGACCUUAAACGAGUCUAAAGAUUUCUAUUGCUCAUUUUUACAAACUUUUUGCUAAAUUCUUACUAUUUAUAGACUUGGUAGAGUAAUACAUAUCGAUAGGCAUGUUUAGUAUCUCAGUGUUGUUCAAUGAUUCCUAUUAGAUCUUGCCCUCUACGGUCUUGCCCUGUUCGAACUACAUGCCACAAAUAGACAUGUUGUGUAGAUUAUCCAUAAAACUCUUAGUCUCACAUUACCUAGUAGAAAAUAUAUGACAUACCAACACAAUUUGAGCUUUGUAGUCAUAACACUGGUAUGAAAACUUCCACCAAAGAGUUUUAAAAUAGUUUUAUAAAAUAUAUUGAUUAUGUCAUUAUUAUUAAUAGAUGGAUGUUGUGAAAAUUAUUACAUACAAUGUUUAUUACUAAAAAUAACUUAUUUCAUUCGAUAGACAGGUCUGAUUUGUAGUUAGACAUUCUGUCCAUUCUGUGAAAGAAUUCAAGUAUUUAUGUAAGGAGUCAAUACUGUCUUAUUAUUCUGAUGAUUAUUUUGGUGCGUACAUCCAUUUUAUGAUUAUGGGUGUUCAAAGUGCAGCUGAUACGAUUUAUUAUAUUAUUAUUAUAUCAAAUAUUAUGUAACUUAUGUUUAAAUAGAUAAAAGUUAAAUUUGGUACAAAAAGAUAACUUACCUACUGGUGUUGUAUUUACAUAUAACGUAAAAAAUGCACGUCCAAAAAGGCAAAAAUGCAAUAUAGGUGUGUUGUUCUUACUGUAAUGAAAACUGAUAAUAUUUAAACAUAAGUAUGAAGAAUUCUACUUUUUUGUUAUAAUGUAAAAAAUAAACCAAUUAUUUAAACCAAA
Cydia strobilella is the source of this 7421-nucleotide messenger RNA. RefSeq names its product protein phosphatase 1 regulatory subunit 16A (gene MYPT-75D). The coding region runs from base 299 to 2155 and encodes 618 amino acids. The transcript is spliced from 10 exons. Lineage: Eukaryota; Metazoa; Arthropoda; Insecta; Lepidoptera; Tortricidae. Gene Ontology annotation, cellular component: cytoplasm. Gene Ontology annotation, molecular function: protein binding; enzyme inhibitor activity; myosin phosphatase regulator activity. The record is from RefSeq and is a predicted model, not a curated record.